UCGAGGUGGGGUUUUCAGACUUCGGCGGCCAGAAUGCGGCAGAUCUCAUCGAUGCUGCAGGGCCUGGCCCGUUCCAUGUCUCUGGGCAAGGAGAGGAAGGCCGGCGAGGAUAAGGAGGAGGAAGAGCAGGGGACGGUGCUGCGCACGUCGGGGACGCUGUGGGGCGAGGGCUCCGAGACGUUCGCCGCCGUGUGCUCCCGCCGCGGCGAGAAGGGCACCAACCAGGACUGCUCCAUCGUCUGGGAGGGAUUCGGUUGCCAGGACGACUCCAUCUUCUGCGGCAUCUUCGACGGGCACGGCCAGUGGGGCCACUACGUCUCCAAGGCCGUCCGGGACUCGCUGCCGCCUUCCCUGCUGUGCCACUGGCAGGAGGCUGUCGCGCUUGCGUCGCUCAUCGACGGCAAGAAGAUGCUCUGCGACUACCAGUUCGACCUCUGGAGCCAGUCCUACCUGGCCGCCGCCGCCGCGGUCGACGAAGAGCUCCGCCGAAGCCGCCGCCUGGACGCGUUCAACAGCGGCUGCACGGCGCUGUCCGUCGUCAAGCAGGGCGACAUGAUGGUGGUGGCCAACGUCGGCGACUCGCGGGCCGUCCUUGGGACCACGUCCGACGACGGAGGCCUCGCCGCCGUACAGCUCACCGUCGACUUUAAGCCCGACCUACCCCACGAGAAGGAGCGCAUUAGGCAAUGCAAGGGCCGCGUGCACAGCCUCGGCGACGAGCCCGGCGUGCACCGGGUGUGGCUGCCCGACCGGGACGCGCCGGGGCUCGCCAUGUCGCGCGCGUUCGGGGACUACUGCGUCAAGGACUAUGGCGUGAUCUCGGCGCCGGAGGUGACGCGGCGGCGGAUCACCGGCAGGGACCGGUUCGUCAUCCUCGCCACCGACGGGGUCUGGGACGUGCUCUCCAACGAGGAGGCGGUGCGGGUCGUGGCCGCGACGCCGGACAGAGAGAAGGCGGCGAAGCGCCUGGUCGAGUGCGCCGUGCGCGCGUGGAGGCGCAAGCGGAGGGACAUCGCCGUCGACGACUGCUCCGCGAUCUGCCUCUUCCUCCACUCGCCGGCGUCCUGAACUGAUCGAACAGCUAUGUUGUUCCUGCAUCGUCGUCGGGAAAGAGGAAAUCGCACGCGCAGUUUUGUUCGUGUUGAUCGGUGCCGGUGCGCGACGUCGCCGUCGGAAGAGACUCUCUUUAGGCCAGAAGGUCCAGUUUGUCUCAUGACAUGACCGGGACGUUGCAGGAUUGGUCUGGAUCACCGGAAAGUCUCCGGUAUUCACACACUCGCCAAAAUGUGCGAGAAUCAACGACAGUCACUAGCAUAAAGCAGAAGGAUACAACAGACAUUUUUUCGUCACUUUAUUGUGUGUGUGUGUCUCCUGCUUGUAGAAAUGUAAGUAAAUUAUCAUUUGAGUUAACACAAAUAAACAGUAGAUGAAAUCAAAAA
This is a messenger RNA of Lolium rigidum, 1439 nucleotides long. Its product is annotated as probable protein phosphatase 2C 48. The record is from RefSeq and is a predicted model, not a curated record. The transcript has 3 exons. NCBI's taxonomy places the organism in Eukaryota, Viridiplantae, Streptophyta, Magnoliopsida, Poales, Poaceae. Gene Ontology annotation, molecular function: protein serine/threonine phosphatase activity. Gene Ontology annotation, biological process: protein dephosphorylation. Bases 34 to 1068 code for a protein of 344 amino acids.